GUCGCACACUUGACACUGAUAUAAGUUGCAGCUGCGCUACGCCUUCCCUCCCUCACCACCCCAACCAUUUCUCCGCUGCACUGAGAGCUCGGCGGCCACCUUGAGUCUCCAGGCCAACCACCUCUCUCCAGCAAGAAACCAAGAACCAGCGCGCGCGGCCAGCCAGCCAUGCCGAGCGCCGCCGGCGGCGCCACCUACAAGGGCGGCAUCAAGGGCUACUGGAAGCGCCGCGGCUACGACCGCCUGGACGCCGCCGCGGCGCAGCGCCGGCCGCGCCUCCCCACCGCCGAGCUCGGCGGGGGCUCCGGAGCUGUGCCGCAGCCGGAGCAGGCCAGGCGCCGGCGCGGGUGGCGCGUGCGCCGGCGGGUGGGCGUCGUCGGUCGGCGCCUCCUCCGCGCGCUCUCGCCGCGGCGGUUGCUGGCGCGGCUCCGCGACGCCUACGUGAACGCCAUGCUCCGGCUCGCGUCCUCCGCCGCAGUCGCCGGCUACGGCGCCGCCGGGCCUUACUGCACCGCGGCCGACCCCUUCGCGCGGCCGCGGCCGCUCACCGGGGAUUACGACGAGAAGGCGCUCGUCGAGAUCUACCGGGCCAUCCUCGCGCGCGGGGAGGCCGCGCCGGUGGUCGCAGCCGCCCGGCUGCCCGCGGUGGUCUGAUGAUCUGCCGGACCCGGCGGCGAUGCCGAUGGGAGUGCAGGAGCUCGUCGCGCUCCUCUACGCUUCUUGUUCUUGCCUCAUGCAAGACUCGUGUAUGCUAGAAUUUCCUUUUGUUACAUAUAUAGCGCAUGAACUUGUAUGUUAAAAUGGAAAUUCUAUUGCUCUCAAGUUCGUACUACUUGGAGUGGCACUCGCACGGUCGCACCAGUUCACCACACCCUUUGAAGUUGAACCUGUGAAUUUCACUACAAUCUGGAAGAAACCUUUCAAUGAA
Molecule: messenger RNA, 928 nt
Organism: Setaria italica (foxtail millet)
Lineage: Eukaryota; Viridiplantae; Streptophyta; Magnoliopsida; Poales; Poaceae
Exons: 1
Coding region: 169-654 (161 amino acids)
Source: RefSeq, a predicted model, not a curated record